Messenger RNA from Pseudogymnoascus verrucosus, 2419 nucleotides. RefSeq lists its product as uncharacterized. The record is from RefSeq and is a predicted model, not a curated record. Gene Ontology annotation, molecular function: DNA-binding transcription factor activity, RNA polymerase II-specific; zinc ion binding; DNA binding. NCBI's taxonomy places the organism in Eukaryota, Fungi, Ascomycota, Leotiomycetes, Thelebolales, Thelebolaceae. The coding region runs from base 162 to 2084 and encodes 640 amino acids. Gene Ontology annotation, cellular component: nucleus. Gene Ontology annotation, biological process: regulation of DNA-templated transcription; DNA-templated transcription. The transcript is spliced from 3 exons.
CAACAAGAAGAAGCUCUCUCAUCAACUGCUAUCGACUGUUACACGCACUUUAGUUUUUGUGAACCCGAAAUCAAGCGGUUAAUUUCUCAGAUCUGAUUAGUCAGGAAGCAGACGCUGUGCCGCGGCAUCCGGGCCUUGGAGACGGUUGAUUUCAGAUCAAGAUGAAGGUGGCCAAGGCUGGCACCGAAACCCACAGCCGCACUCCUCAAGCGUGCGACCGAUGCCGAAAGAGCAAGGUUAAAUGCAGCGGUACUAGACCGAAUUGUCGGAACUGCCUGAAGCGCAAGAAGGGAUGCACUUGGCCUAGUACCCCUGCUCCAGGGGGUUAUUAUCAGAUCUUAGACUACGCCGAAGUGGAAUCAGGAACUGAUAGGAGGGUUUUGAAGGGAGCAGGGCCUAUACUCGAUGGCCCUGUUCGUGGUGACUGUAACAGUGCUUGUGUCCUUCCAGAAGCUCAUCUGCUUCAGCUCUUGCUAGGUAUCUUUCUAGCCCGUCACCACGAUGGAGAGCUGUGCUCCUUCUUGCACAAGCCAAGUCUUGAUAUGUCUGUGUUAGCCGUUCGGUCGCCUUUCCUAGUAAUGUCUAUUAUCAGUCUCUCAGCAUUAUACAUCCCCGAUGAUGAGGCACUGAGAGACUUUGGAUUCGAGGCUGUGGCGCUGUCGGACAAUUAUGCACGAUCUGCCAGGAGAUAUGCGCAAAGACUCUCUGACGAACCUUCAGUAUAUAAUAUCCAGGCGUUCUUAGUUCUCGCUAUCCGCGAACUGAUAACUUGGACGAAUUUAAAGGCCUGGAUGUAUGCCGGCACUGCCAUAAGAAUGUCACAAGCGCUGCAUCUUGGUUUGGAAUUCAAUCAGCACUCCCCAGGGCAAAAAGAAGUUCGAAGAAGAACUUUCUGGGCCUGUUUCGUAGUGGACCGUUUGAUCUCCUACUCCUGCAAUCAUCCAUUCGCCAUCAACCAGAUGUCGGCCCUCAUACAGCUUCCCUGUCCAGAGAACUCAUUUGCCUUUGAGGAGGAUUAUUCUGGCCCAUCCCUUGACAACAUCCUGCAGCACACGAACCAGCUGUCUCAACUUGGCAUUACACCGUUCUAUAUCACCAUGCUCCAGCUUUGGGGGAAUAUGGCCACUCUGCAUACCUCCGGGGGACGCAGAAGCUCAAAAUAUGCACCCACGGAUCCAGAAGGCGAGUUCUAUAAAACCGCAAAAGCCAUCGAUAACUUCGCCGCUGCCCUGCCUCCAAGUCUACGGUGGUCACCUCAGAAUUACAAAUUACACCAAGUCACAGGCCAAGCCCAGGCCUUCGUCAACUUAAACCUAUUACUCUUCCACUCCCGUUGCGUAAUGCACCAAGAGUACCUCCCCCAACUCGACUCCCAAUACAGCCUCGCCACCCUCCAAGUCGACGAAGCAGCCAGCUACGACGCCGCCGGCCUCUCCCUCGACUACUCCGACGCCCCCAUCAUCGAAUGCUGCAUCGACAGCGUCCACGCCCUCACGGACAUGGCCACCAUGCUCACCCAAGGCACCGAACAAGACCAACAGCUCCUCCAGUCUCCCUUCGCCGCAAACGCACUUAUGACAUCAGCCGCUGUCCACCUUUGGAUCCUAUACACGCAGACAUGCGAUAAAUGCCCCAAGGAUGUCGCAGAAGUCAACUUCGCAAAGCUGCUCGAUAUCAUCCGCUCGUGGCAGAGCCGCUGGCGCGUAGCCUGCGCCUGGGCUGAGACGCUGGAGAUGUUACGGAACUUGUAUAGCUUUUCCUAUGGCACGGCUGUCACUGUUGACUUUGACUAUUGGGAGACGGGCACGGAUGAGAUUACUGAUAGCCCGACGCUUGUUGAGGAGGCGGGAGAUGCUAAUGGUGCGCAUACUGGGUUGUCGGAUGGGGAUGGCAUUGUGGACCCGUCAGCGAUCGCGCAGCGCUUGCAUGAUAAGGUUAAGGGUAUAAUGCUGAAUCCCCUGUAUGCAACGGAUGUGAAGAAGCAUAAUUUGAGGGUUUACUGCAGGACGGUAUGGCAACAUAUGUGGAAUAUGUGGAGUUUUGAGCCCUUGGAGUCGUUUGAUUCUGAUUUGAUAAUUCAAUAGUCCACAAUAAACUACAUGAGCAGUGCGUUGAUUUCCUACGAGAAAAGAAAUGUGUAUGCCAUUGGUUACGAAGAACUAAGACGACAAUCACUAGCAAAAGAGAACCCGCUCUAAAAUGACGUUCGUUCCACGACCUCGAAGGGAAGUUCAGCACCCAACUCCUUUGCGGCUGUCAACGCCGUCCUUACGCAAUUCUCAAGCAAUGUAAGACUGUCGUUGUUCCAGCUGCCUGUCGCAAAUACUCCACCAUCUCCGUUCCUCCACCCCUGAGUCUUAGUCGCACCAUUCAACAACCCCUCUCUCUCCGUGGCCUUCUUUCCUCCGGACCCAGGAGC